This is a messenger RNA of Solanum stenotomum, 1832 nucleotides long. RefSeq lists its product as uncharacterized. The record is from RefSeq and is a predicted model, not a curated record. Bases 1 to 1422 code for a protein of 473 amino acids. The transcript is spliced from 10 exons. NCBI's taxonomy places the organism in Eukaryota, Viridiplantae, Streptophyta, Magnoliopsida, Solanales, Solanaceae. Gene Ontology annotation, biological process: regulation of DNA-templated transcription. Gene Ontology annotation, molecular function: peptidyl-prolyl cis-trans isomerase activity.
AUGGUUGUUCCUGAAAUUACAAACAACAUUGUUGAUUGUGAGAUAAUGCUAAGGAGAGGAAAAUUGAUACCUGCAGCUGGUGGUGGUUCAUCUAUUAACAAAAAAAUGAUUAAGAAAAACAGAGCUAGUUCGGAAAAAGUUGGUGCCUGGAGCAAAGAGGAUGAAAUCACAAUCGUAAAGGGACUCAUAAAGUUGAAAACUGAAAAAGGGAAAAUUAGGUUAGAUUAUGUUCAACUUUAUGAUUCCAUUAAACAAUCUCUUGGUCACAAAUCAGCCACACCACUUCAUUUGCAAAAAAAAGUCAGGUGUCUUAGGGAGAAAUACAAGAACAAUUUAAAGAACAGCAGGACUCCUACCAUCCCACAUGAGGAAGAGUUGUUCUACUUAAGUGACAAAAUUUGGGGCAAGGAUGAUCAGCACAUCAUGAACCAACAACUUACAAUUCCUUCUUCCAGUUUGGAUAUGAACCAACAAUUUACAAUUUCUUCUCCGGAAGAAUCUGAUACAACUUUUGUCGGAGACCUAGGGCUAGCGUUAACAACUAUGAGCAGGAAUCAGUCUAAUCCACUGCAAGUAGCUCUUCAACAAUUCAAGUUAGUUUCUCAAAGUUUGAGUAUUAGGAAGAGUUAUGCCAACCAAAUACUCCAGGCCCCAAAAAAGGAGGAACUUUCUGAACUAGAGGAACAAAAGAUAGCAAGGUGCUAUUUCGACACAAAGAUACAACAUGCACAAUUGGUUUCAGAUGCCUAUAAUGCUAGCCAUGGUUUUGGAGGCUCUCUUAUAAAUAUAGUAGCUGAUUGCGUACUCAAGGAAGAUACACCAAAGGCAAUGAACGAGGGGAACUGUCCAACGGCAACAAUUGGAUGUUGGAAACCAAUCACUGGAAAAUCUUCAGACACAAGUCCCAAAUCAGUAAGUGAAAGGUGUCAUUUGCAGGAGAGAAAGAAAAAAAAGAAAAGGAAGAUCAAAAACCAAGAAAAGCAUCGCGACUCAAGUAUACAAUCUCAGUUGGAGAUGGAAAAUCGGAGCGCAGUUGCUAAUGCUAAGGAUAUCAAUGAGAGUGCCACAUCAUCACAGAUGCAUACGUUACCUGAUGGACUAACUGUUGAGGUGAUGGUGAAGGGAAAAGUGGACGGGAAAGUAGCUUCUCCAGGAAAACAGAUCAAAAUUCAUUUCAUCGCCAAAUUAAGAGAUACAGGGUGCACUGUUGGCUCAACCAUUGGUGCAGCUCCUCAUCAAUUUUGUCUAGGUUACGAAAAAGUGUUAAAGGGAUUGAACAUUGGCAUUGAAGGCAUGCAUGUUGGUGAAAAGAGAAGACUCACUAUUCCACCAUCUUUGGGCCCUGGGAGCAAGGCUAAGCCUCCAAUAAUGCCAGACUCAUGGCUUCUGUAUGAAGUUGAAUUGGUUGAUAUAUGUGAAUGAAGAUAAUAUGUUGAAGUUACUCCAUUCAACAGUGAAAGGAAUUUUGCCAACCCCUUGCUGAGGGUGAUAGUUGAAGAAUGAUGUUGGCCAACUAUAUGUUUUUGCUAUUGAUGUAUGUAAGUUGGUCACUAAAGCCAUCUGCGAUGUUCUUUUGGGGUUAUCUAAAAACCGUUGAUUUGUUGUUGACUGCUAAACAUACUAUUGGUAGCUUGAUGUUUUUAAGCACCAGGCAUUAUAUGGCUAACUAAGUUAAGGUUUUAGUUGUUCUUUUUUUGAUUAAGGAAGUUGUGUAUUCACAAUAGGCUCAUCAUCAAAUACACACCAAGAAUACAGAGAAACAUGUUCCACAAGUUUGUAGCUAGUUAGCUAUGGAGGAAAAGAUGUCCAUUAACUUCUCCAUCUUGAUCACA